AACCAGGACCCAUAAAGCUACAACACACAGCUGCACCAGCCACAACACAGCUGCACCAGCCACAACACAGCUGCACCAGCCACAACACAGCUGCACCAGCCACAACACAGCUGCACCAGCCACAACACAGCUGCACCAGCCACAACACAGCUGCACCAGCUACAACACAGCUGCACCAGCCCCAACACAGCCCGCACCAGCCACAACACAGCUGCACCAGCCACAACACAGCUGCACCAGCCACAACACAGCUGCACCAGCUAUAACACAGCUGCACCAGCCACAACACAGCUGCACCAGCCACAACACAGCUGCACCAGCCACAACACAGCUGGACUCAACACAGCUCUACUGGAUUUCCUCCCAUAGUGUCCAUCAUGAGCAAGCAUCUGCUGUUUAUAUCUCUCUCAGUAGUUGCCCAGUUUCAAGGGAUGUGUUGAAGAUUGUGGUUAGGGGCACGCACAGCAUCUCUGCUCCUUCUUUAAGGACCCAUGGGGAGAUGUCCGGUUCCAUCGCCUUCGAGGUAUCAAGGUCACUUAGCAGCUUCUGCACCUCCUCCUCGGUUGUUCGUGUCGUGUGUGUUAUUGCUGCUGGGAGCCACGGAGGCCCUCUCCGUAGACUUGUGUGAGCCAGACUGCGCCGGCGCCACGCCCGGGACACUGGUAGAGGAUCCUGCAAACUGCACUCGAUACUAUGUCUGUCUGGAUGAUGACUUGCCUACGGAGAACCCCUUAUCUUGUCCUUCAGGUACGAGUUUCGAAUCCUCAGGUUGUACUGGUGACGUUCCAUGUGACCCUUCUUGCACGCCAGCGGUCUGUCACUUAACAUGCAACAAUUCCAUAACCGUGGACUCAAUCUCCGACCCGAAGGACUGCAGCAUCUAUUAUGUCUGCACGAACGGCGACGUCUUGGGGCCGAUGGAGUGCCCGGCGAGUACACCAUACUUUGACGGGGAGACCUGCGUUAAUGACAAAUCUGCUUGUUGUGGUGACCUGUGUGUUCCGUACUGUCAACCCGGAGAAAUACAAGUCCCAGACCCCAUCGACUGCACCAAAUACUACGUAUGCCCUGAGACUGGAGCUGUCAAACCAGAAUAUCAUUUUACCUGCCCUUCAGGGUCCAACUUUGAAGUGGCUUUGGGUACAUGUGUAGCAGACGCCCCUUGUAUUAUACUAUGCACUGACAGCGCUAGCACGGUCUCACCUUCUUUUAACUGUACAGCCUCAAUGACAUGCUCCUCCGCCGGCUACUUUGCUAAAUGCUCUUACUGCCAGCCACAGUAUUAUCACUGUACACAAGCAGGUCAUGAGGCUGUCGUAGAGAGCUGCGCAGGAACCUUAGUUUUCAACCCUGACCCCGGCUACCCUUACUGUAUCUCUUCCUCUGACUGUCCCUACAAGCCACUGUUCUGAAUAUGCUAUCCAUUGAUAUUUGCCCACCAACUGCCCGCUUUGAAUCUAUUGUCCACUCACUCAUGCCAGAUGUAGGUAACUCUCUCUCCUUGACCCACCACCUGCAUUUGUAAAGCAACUGAACCUAGUUGUAACAUCUUUGUAAACCUUUGGUGAACCUCAUAUUGAUGAACUAUGAUUGUUUUGUGAAUCACCACACACACACACAUACACACAUACCACACACACACACACACACACACACACACACACACACACACACACACAUACACACAUACACACACACACACACAUACACACACACAUACACACACACAUACACACACACAUACACACACAUACGAAAAAACUCCUGGUUUCAUUUCCGGCACUCCCAGCCGGGACUCGGAGCAGUCUCUCCCCCUCACACACAACUGGACGAGCACACGCGCUCUGAAUAAACAAAUUCAUGCAUAAUGUUAUAAAAUUAAUAUGAACUUAAUAAUAUAUGACAUGUAGCCAAUAAAAUACCCCAAAUAAAUAUCAAUAUUUCUUCUUCUA
Molecule: messenger RNA, 1952 nt
Organism: Cherax quadricarinatus
Lineage: Eukaryota; Metazoa; Arthropoda; Malacostraca; Decapoda; Parastacidae
Source: RefSeq, a predicted model, not a curated record